AUGUCCAAGAGGCUUAUUCAAAAUCUUGCCAAGAUCAUCUCGAAACAAGUGGACCACUUCAGUCAGACGGAAGUUGAGUGCCUUCUUCGGGAAUUUUUCUCUAUAAUCGGACAGACGACGGGCACCGGUAAGAGCACCUUGAACGAGAGGAAGUUCCGAAGCAUAUUGACAAAUGAAUUCGGGCUCACCAACAACACCAUCAUGGAAAGAGUUUUCAAGACGUUCGACAAGGACAACGAUGGCUUCGUCAGCGCUAAAGAGUGGGUGGAGGGCCUGUGCGUGUUCCUUCGUGGCACCUUGGAUGAAAGAAUCAAAUACUGCUUCCAUGUAUACGACCUUAGCGGAGAUGACUACAUCUCAAGGGAGGAGAUGCUACUCAUGGUGAGGAACUGCCUAAGGCUGCAUGGUGAGGAGGAUCCUUAUGACGGUAUCAAAGACCUGGUGGAGAUCACGCUCAAGAGGAUGGACCACGACAGUGAUGACAAACUGUCUUUUGAUGACUAUGCAAAGUCAGUGAAAGAGCUGGACAUAGUGCUUGAGGCUUUUGGGACAUGCCUGCCCAAUGCCACAAAGAUUGAGAUGUUCGAGCAGCGUGUUUUCCAUGAUAAAAAAGAACGAAGAUGA
Nerophis lumbriciformis (worm pipefish) is the source of this 624-nucleotide messenger RNA. NCBI's taxonomy places the organism in Eukaryota, Metazoa, Chordata, Actinopteri, Syngnathiformes, Syngnathidae. The record is from RefSeq and is a predicted model, not a curated record.